CUGCGUGCAACACGCUUGCCGUGUCCAACCCCGACCCCCUCUUUCCCCAACUCCUCACGGAGAAACCCAAUCCCCCAUCUCUGGGUAAAAUGCUGUCACCACUGAAGUUGCGCCUUCCCGCUGCUGGGCCCGCGAGGCUUCUUAAAGGCCCCAGCCCGCCCCUCCGUUGGUCCUCCUUCACUGCCCCUCGUGCUUCAGCAUUCCCAUUCCACCAAAGCAACAGCCCUAGACUCUUUCACCUAGCCACUCCUCACACAUCACGACACGCUUCUCGCCGACCACCUGGAAGCUCACACCCCGCGUACUCUACCACGAGACAGCUCCAGCAGGGCCAAUCCAUACCGUCACCUUCAACUCCACAGCCAGAAGAAAUGUCGGAGCCUACUGGACUUAUUGCCAAGAGCGGCAUCGAGCUCCUCACUUUUGGCACGCCAAAUGGCUUCAAGGUCAGCAUCCUCCUUGAGGAGCUCAAGGAGGCCUACGGCAAGGACUUUACCUGGCAAAGCAUCAACAUCAUGAAGAACACACAGAAGGAGCCGUGGUUCACCGCCAUCAGCCCCAACGGCCGCAUCCCCGCCAUUGUCGACCACGACCGCAAUGACUUUGCCGUGUUUGAGGGCCUCUCCAUCCUGACCUACCUCACCCGCCACUACGACCCGGAGCACCGCUUCAGCUUUCCUGUUGACUCGGACGACUACUCAGUUGCAGAACAGUGGAUGGCGUGGCAGCACGGCGGCCUGGGCCCCAUGCAGGGUCAGGCCAACCUCUUCUUCCAGUUCGCCAAGGAGAAGAUCCCCUAUGGAGCACAGCUGUACGUUGGCGAGUCGGAGCGCCUCUACGGCGUUCUAGAUAAGCGUCUCGAAGGCCGUGACUUUGUUGCUGGUCCCGGCAAGGGCAAGUACAGCAUUGCCGACAUGUCGAUGAUUGGCUGGGUUAGCAUCGCAACGUUGUCUGGCAUCGACCUGAAGCAGUUCCCCAAUGUCCAGGCCUGGUACGAGCGGAUCGUCGCCCGUCCUGCUACAGCAAGGGGCUUCGCCAUCCCCUCCGCGUCGAGCUUUAGAAACGAGACGCUGGCCAAGACUCGCGCCGAGGACCCCGAGGCGAAGAAGAAGGCCGAUGAGAACCAGAAGUUCUUGGACGAUGCCAAGAAGCAGUACGGCUACAAGUACUCGUCCCCCUAAGCUGAGAUACGUUGGCCGGUCCCCAAGUCAUGAAAAAGAAAAUAAAUAAAUCCGUAUCAUCCAAUAAUGAAGAAACUUGCUUGGUGCUC
This is a messenger RNA of Microdochium trichocladiopsis, 1270 nucleotides long. RefSeq names its product glutathione S-transferase. The transcript is spliced from 4 exons. The record is from RefSeq and is a predicted model, not a curated record. Bases 90 to 1181 code for a protein of 363 amino acids. NCBI's taxonomy places the organism in Eukaryota, Fungi, Ascomycota, Sordariomycetes, Xylariales, Microdochiaceae.